Molecule: messenger RNA, 1290 nt
Organism: Lampris incognitus (smalleye Pacific opah)
Lineage: Eukaryota; Metazoa; Chordata; Actinopteri; Lampriformes; Lampridae
Gene: gla
Product: galactosidase, alpha
Exons: 7
Coding region: 13-1290 (425 amino acids)
Biological process (GO): oligosaccharide metabolic process; glycoside catabolic process; glycosylceramide catabolic process
Cellular component (GO): cytoplasm
Molecular function (GO): alpha-galactosidase activity
Source: RefSeq, a predicted model, not a curated record
GAUAGGAAUAAAAUGCGUACAGUUAUAUCCAUACUCGGCAUUAUAUUAAGCCCGAUUGCUCUGGCCCUAGACAAUGGCUUGGCGCUAACACCAGCCAUGGGCUGGCUACACUGGGAGAGAUUUUUGUGCAAUGUUGACUGUGAUACGGAUCCGAAUAACUGCAUCAGUGAGCGUCUAUACAUGCAGAUGGCAGAUGUGAUGGUGAGGGAUGGCUGGAGGGAGGCUGGGUAUGAAUACAUCUGUAUCGAUGACUGUUGGCCCUCCCACCAACGAGAUGCCCAGGGACGCCUGCAGGCAGACCCGAAAAGGUUCCCGGGGGGCAUCAAAAAGCUGGCCGACUAUGUCCAUUCAAAAGGUUUGAAGCUGGGUAUCUAUGGUGAUGUUGGCGUGAACACCUGUGCAGGCUACCCUGGCAGUCAGGGUUACUAUGAGACCGAUGCCCAGACCUUUGCUGAUUGGGGAGUGGAUCUGCUCAAAUUUGAUGGCUGCUUUAUGAACUGGACCUCCUUAAGUGAAGGCUAUGUGAAGAUGUCAAAAGCACUGAACAGCACCGGAAAAAGUAUCUACUAUUCUUGUGAGUGGCCAUUAUACGAGUGGAUCUUCAAUCAGCCUAACUACACAGCCAUCCGCGAGACAUGUAAUCACUGGCGUAACUUUGCUGACAUAUACGACUCCUGGAGCGCUGUCAAGUCCAUCUUGGACUGGACUGCUUCUCAUCAGGACACCAUCGUCCCUGCAGCUGGGCCUGGGGGCUGGAAUGAUCCCGAUAUGAUAAUAAUUGGAAACUUUGGCCUAAGUCAUGACCAGCAAGAAUCUCAGAUGGCCUUGUGGGCCAUCAUGGCUGCCCCUCUGCUGAUGUCUAAUGACCUGAGAGACAUCUGUCCCCACUCCAAAGAACUGCUGCAGAACAGACACAUUAUAGCCAUCAGCCAGGACCCACUGGGCAAGCAGGGAUACUGCACUGCCAAGGUCGAUAGUUUCGAGGUGUGGGAGAGGCCUUUGUCCAAGCACAGGAUCGCUAUAGCUGUGUUGAACAAGCAAGAAAUUGGUGGUCCACGCAAGCUGCUCAUCAGUGCAGCACCUGGUUGGAAGAUCUGUGACCCCCAGUGUAAUGUCACCCGGAUCCUGCCUCAGUACACUGAGCUGGGUAUUCAGACUCUACAAAGCAAGCUAUUUGUAACUGUCAACCCUUCAGGAACAGCGCUGCUGACAGUCUCUCCCAUCAGGGGUUUCACCAAUAACAUGCAUUGGCACGACCACUCUGUCAAAGACAAGCACACCGUUCUGUAG